AUGUCACGCGGCGGAGCUGGAAAUAUUUUGGCUAUACAGCAGGAGAAAGCCCGAUUAAGUGCAGAUGUGGAAGCCCAGCUCCAGCGGACAAUCGACUCCGCCCCCGCGCAGAUAAUCAGAACGCAAGAGUACGCUCAUAGCGGUAGAGGUGGAAGCGGGAACUACUACUCUCCCAAGACUCUGAAAGAGACUGGACAUUUCGGCCAUCAAAACCCCAUGGCAGACGCACGCGGCCAGCAACAGACUAAUGGCCAGCCCGUUCCUGUGGCUAAAUAUGGACGAGGAGGAAUGGGUAACAUGGUUUACGGCGUGGCUGAAAGCGAGCAGAAUAAGAACGAAGAUGACAAGCUGAAGCGCGAGAAGAUUGAGGUGGAGAGCGAACGUGAAGCUGAGCAAAGCAUCGCUUUACCUCCAAAAGCGAAGUUACCGCUGCCAGGAUACGAUCCGACUGAGUCAAAUCAAGACAUAUGA
Ramularia collo-cygni is the source of this 471-nucleotide messenger RNA. RefSeq lists its product as uncharacterized. The coding region runs from base 1 to 471 and encodes 156 amino acids. The record is from RefSeq and is a predicted model, not a curated record. The transcript has a single exon. Lineage: Eukaryota; Fungi; Ascomycota; Dothideomycetes; Mycosphaerellales; Mycosphaerellaceae.